This is a messenger RNA of Protopolystoma xenopodis, 393 nucleotides long. Lineage: Eukaryota; Metazoa; Platyhelminthes; Monogenea; Polystomatidea; Polystomatidae. The record is from the annotation of a GenBank genome assembly.
AUGGCGUUACGGUAUCCUGCCAACCUGUUGGCCCAUCAGCAUCAGUCGUUUAGUGACAUUUCCCAAUUUCCCUUAUCUCUUGCCGACCAGACCCAAUGGCCUUUAGGUUUGCUCGGUCUAGCUGAGGUCAGAGCACACCGUCUGUGUACCAAGAACCCCUUCCACCCCCUCCCCUCGAGUAUGUGUUGGCUUAGGCCUGCGCGUUUGACGCGCGUGUCAAAAAUGAAGUUGCACCGAACAUGGGGCUAUGGCUGUCAUGUCCCGAAUUGCCCAAUUGUCCAGUUUCACCUGACGUCUCCACGUCAAGUCUCCGCCCUCCCCGAAUUGGCUAGAAACCGCGCAUCCAUCCGACCAUCGACAGACAUUUUGGUAUCUACAGCAAUCCUCUUAUAA